CCAUAGUCACUCCCAAAGAUGCAGACCAAACCCAUCCACAACACCCCAACAUACAUUCCUCCACCCAUUAGGCCAUCGCCUCCGGUGCACCAAACCCCCUCCUCCACACCACCGACCAAACCCCGUGCAAUAUCCAUUUCCACACCCAAUAUUCCGGUUGCCAUACCAAUUCCACCAACUAUUGAACCUGAUGACUCCAUAGCCGCAUACUAUGACUACCAAUUCUUGUUCAUGUCACAAAGAUCCGAAGCAACUCGACCCAUUACUCUGAGCACCGUGGAAGGUGUGAUCCCGGUCGAUUUCCCCACCGGCACGUACUACCUAACCGGACCGGGGCUUUUGACCGAUGACCACGGCUCCACGGUUCAUCCUUUGGAUGGGCAUGGUUACUUAAGAGCAUUCACCUUUGAUAAUGUUACUAAGAAUGUGAAAUACAUGGCUAAGUACAUUAGAACGGAAGCACAUGUAGAGGAACAUGACCCCGAGACCAAGAAGUGGAAAUUCACACAUAGAGGACCAUUUUCGGUGUUGAAGGGUGGAAAAAAGGUAGGGAACACUAAGGUCAUGAAAAAUGUGGCUAACACUAGUGUACUAAAGUGGGGAGGGAAACUCCUGUGCAUGUGGGAAGGUGGGGAACCGUAUGAGAUCCAAGCUGGUACGUUGGAUACGAUUGGACAAUACAACAUCAUGGAUGCUGUUGAUUUGGAAGAUCAUCAUGAUGAGAGUAGAGGUGGUGAUGUUUGGGAGGUGGCUGCCAACAUACUGAAGCCUAUAUUAUAUGGAGUGUUUAAGAUGCCCCCAAGGAGACUCUUGUCUCACUACAAGGUUGAUUCUAGAAGAGACAGGCUACUCACUGUGUCAUGCAAUGCAGAAGACAUGUUGCUUCCACGCAGUAAUUUUACAUUUACGGAGUACGACUCAAAUUUCAAAGUAGUGCAGAAGCAAAAUUUCAGAAUCCCAGAUCACUUGAUGAUCCAUGAUUGGGCUUUCACAGAUACCCACUACAUAGUGUUUGCCAAUCGCAUAAAACUCGAUGUACUAGGAUCAAUGGCAGCAGUGUAUGGGAUGUCUCCAAUGAUAUCAGCAUUAAGAGUUAACCCAAGUAAGAGCACAUCUCCUAUAUACCUGAUUCCAAGGUUUCCAGAGAAGCAAAAGGGCAAGGAGAGAGAUUGGAGAGUACCAGUUGAAGCACCUUCACAGUUGUGGUUGCUUCAUGUUGGCAAUGCCUUUGAAGUUAGACAUCAACAUGGGAAUUUGGACAUCCAAAUACAAGCUGCUGCUUGCUCUUACCAAUGGUUCAAUUUCAGCAAAUUAUUUGGAUACGACUGGCAAAAGAGGAAGCUAGACCCUGCAAUAAUGAAUGUCAAAGGUGGAACUGAGUUAUUGCCUCAUCUUGUUCAGGUAUCUAUAAAAUUAGAUUCAGACUACAAUUGCCAAGAAUGUAAUGUGAAGCCCAUGAAGAAAUGGAAGAAAUCCUCAGAUUUUCCGACGACCAACCCAGCAUUUUCCGGGAAGAAAAACAAAUAUCUGUACGCAGCAACAACUUUAGGAUCUCGAAAAACAUUACCAUGUUUCCCUUUCGACACUGUAGUGAAACUAGAUCUAGACAAUGAUUCUGCACAAACUUGGAGUGCUGGAAGAAGAAGAUUCAUUGGUGAACCCAUUUUUGUUCCCAAAGGUGACGGAGAAGAUGAUGGCUAUCUUCUUGUCGUUGAGUAUGCUGUUUCAAUGAAUAGAUGCUACCUCGUCAUCUUGAACCCAAAAAGGAUAGGAUCAGAUAAUGCCCUUGUUGCCAGGAUCGAAAUUCCAAGUCACUUAAAUUUCCCUCUGGGUUUUCAUGGUUUCUGGGCAGCUAAUUAGAUAAAACCCUAAUUACGUUAUUACAAAUUUUCUUUUUAUAUUGAAAAUUCAGAAAUUAUAUUCAAUAUUGAUGCAAUUGAUUGUAUAGUUUCAUGAUACGAUUAUUUAUUAAUACGUAGUUGUAAGGUUUUAUCUAAAGUGAGCUAGCCAUGUAAAGUUGUUAGCAAUCAA
Vigna angularis (adzuki bean) is the source of this 2031-nucleotide messenger RNA. Its product is annotated as carotenoid cleavage dioxygenase 7, chloroplastic. Gene Ontology annotation, cellular component: chloroplast stroma. Lineage: Eukaryota; Viridiplantae; Streptophyta; Magnoliopsida; Fabales; Fabaceae. The record is from RefSeq and is a predicted model, not a curated record. Bases 19 to 1860 code for a protein of 613 amino acids. Gene Ontology annotation, biological process: carotene catabolic process. Gene Ontology annotation, molecular function: 9-cis-epoxycarotenoid dioxygenase activity. The transcript has 7 exons.